AUGGAUGAAAUGUCAAUCAUAGCCAUAGCUUGCAUUGUUAUCGUUUCUGGGAUUAUUUUAGCAACUUUUUGGUACAUUGCAUCUGGCCUGAGAAGAAAUAUUUCCUCUGCCAUAGCAACCCAUAUUCAAGAGUUGGGUUUGGAAGAAGAAGAUCCCUCAAGUCUGGACUCUGUGGGUCUUCACAGACAAGUAAUAGAGGCUCUCCCAGUAUCUCAGUACAAAUCACAUGAUGGGCACCAGUGUUCAGUCUGUUUAUCUGAAUAUGGGGAUUCUGAGAUAGUCAAGCUGUUGCCCAACUGCAAUCAUUACUUUCACAAAGAAUGUAUAGAUAAAUGGUUUCUUUCUCACUCUUCUUGCCCUGUUUGCAGAACCACAGUGCACCCCAAUUCAUCUUCAAGAAGCUUAUUGGACUUGGAACAAGAUCAUGGAAGAGAUGGUUCAUUACCUGAACAACCCAUUUCUUCAGGAAUUUGA
Messenger RNA from Cryptomeria japonica (Japanese cedar), 474 nucleotides. RefSeq names its product E3 ubiquitin-protein ligase RING1-like. Lineage: Eukaryota; Viridiplantae; Streptophyta; Pinopsida; Cupressales; Cupressaceae. The transcript has a single exon. The record is from RefSeq and is a predicted model, not a curated record. Bases 1 to 474 code for a protein of 157 amino acids.